AAAAUUCUUGUGUAGCAGCUGAACUUUUUCUUUUAUUUAUCUGUAGCUUGUAAAGUGUUUUGUUUUUUCUUCAAUUUGUAUCAUGCUGUCAUCCUUAUAAAGAAACCAUAUAUUUGAUUCAUUUAAGGAAGAUUGAGUUCUUAAACAACUUUUUUUCUUGAUUAUUGUUCAACCUGAAACCUUCAUCUAUCAUACUACAAGAUAUUUGGCAAUUUUUCUUAAUUCUAUGCUGGAUUAUUGAACCACAGAGUAUGAUCAUACAUCAUAGGUGAAGAAAAAGAAAGAAAGAAAAAAAAUUUUCUUUUGUGGCUACUAGGAAAAUUUUUGCUUGUCAUUGUAUCCCAGUGGUUUCACAAAUGAUGUACUUGCUUUCAAAAAAAAAUUUAAAAAAAUGAUGUACUUAUUAGGGUACCCCAACUACAAUGGUGUAAGCCUAAUGGGAUAAGAAAAAUGAAAGAAAUUUGGUGGCAUUGGUUAGAUUUUGUCAAUCUUUUGAAUCUCGAGUCGUAGUAUAGCAACAUAAUGGUCUUGAUCUGUAGGAGUUUCAUAUGUAUUCUUUUCUUGACUUGUUCUUCUUUGUGUAGAUGGACAAUAAGGAGUUUGGCUCAUACAAGUCACUUUCCAAAUGAUCUAGGCUUGAGUAGCUCCGAUUUCGAGGGGGUUAAAUGCUUAAAAAGGAUGACUGUCCUAAUUGACCGUUGAGAAAAAUACGUAUCAGUUGUGUUAUAACAGAUGACUUCUCCACUCAUCUCUCACAUUUGUCUCUUUCUUUUGUCUAAUAGCAGCCCUAUCUGUCAUUGUUCAUUUUACAAGAAAAGGAGCUAUAACAGCUCCUUGGACUGAUAAGAUUAGAAACGAGGGACUUAUGGUUGUGAUUGUGAUGGCGGCGGCUGCAUAUCAGCUUGUGAGGCAAGAAUGAUGAUAGCUUUUGUUAAUUAAGCUGCAUUACUAUGCCGGGAGACCAAUGCCAGUGCAAAAAAGACAAAUUUAUGGUUGCUGUGAGCCUUUGAUUAUUUAAUUGAGCUGUUGCAUAUUCAGAAGCUUCUUAUAAAAUGAAGCGAAUGGCAGCAGAAGGCAAGGUUGAUGGAAAAAAGUUAAAGAACACGAGCCCGCCAGUUCCACCGCCAUUGCCCAGGUUUCUGAUUACAACGAAAGCAGCGGUUAAGCCAAAGACUCCAUCGAGCGUGACAAACCAAGAGAUUGCAAAGUUUUGGAGGCAGAAGCGCAUGGCCGAAGAAAGUCACUUCCUUGCAGCUAUCAAGGCUGCAGCUCGAAUCAGAGCACAGAAUCUCUCGGCGGAUGAGUACAAGGCGUUUGAAGAGUCGUUGCAGGAGGGUGGCAGUGACGAGAAUGUUAAGAUCAUCAUCAAGCCAGAUAAAACCGAGAAGGAGAUCAGAGUGGGGAUCAAGGACUGGUGGACAAAGAGCAGGUACGCGUACUUGAACCAACCAGCGAUCAAGUCAAUGGAUAAACGCUCAUCCAGAGGCCGCGCUUCCACAUACAUUUCGCAGCUCAAUUGUUACACGACAGCUCCUCCUCCGUGGGCUACAACCACCUUCACCGUCUUCUAGCUCGUAGGCGAUUCACGCCAUGCAUGCCAGCAUUAUCGAUUUCUUCUUCAUUUGUGUUUCCUGCAAAUCUGUUCUGUGAUUGUAUCUUCAGCUUUGGAAAUAAAAUGCUGAUUGAAUGGCUAUGUAAACUAUAUUGUUAUGUUGUACGUUGUGUGAUCAAAUCAUCCUUGUAUUCGGUUAUUUUGUCACUGCAACAUUUAUUCAUGGUUAACAUGUUAUUUUAUUUAGAGAGGUUCAUAGGGAGUCGAACUUA
Ipomoea nil (Japanese morning glory) is the source of this 1824-nucleotide messenger RNA. RefSeq lists its product as uncharacterized. The record is from RefSeq and is a predicted model, not a curated record. Lineage: Eukaryota; Viridiplantae; Streptophyta; Magnoliopsida; Solanales; Convolvulaceae. The transcript has 4 exons. Bases 1053 to 1571 code for a protein of 172 amino acids.